AGGGACCAAAUGCCCAGUGGAACUUUUCCAAACUGCAUUGUGUUACUUGGAUUCAUGUAACCACUGGACAGUAGAUACAUGGUCCUCGUGUAACAUAGAGAACGGACACUGUGGCUUUGGGGAACGAACGAGGAAGAUUUCUUGCAUCCAAAGGCCGGGACUAACAGUAGCUGAAUGGAAAUGUACAGAACAAAGACCUAAAGAAACUGAAAGAUGUUUCCUACCAUGCCCUGGAGAGUGCCACUUAUCAACUUGGUCUUCGUGGUCACAUUGUCACGUGAUUUGUGAUCCAGAUAUAACAGAGGGAAUCCAAAGCAGAUCGAGGUCAAUCUUACAAGAGGGAAUAACGAAAUAUUCAUGGUGUCCUUCGAAUCUGAUUGAAACGAGAAAAUGUAGACACACAAAGGAGUGUAUUCAUUUCAUUUGGAAAACUGGGAAUUGGGUCGCUGACAUCAGAGACGUCUGGUGUGAAUCUUCAAACGGUGUAAAAGUUACAGGUGGGUGUCUCGAAGAAGAACAACCAGCAGGGUUAAAGGUGUGUAGUCCCCCAUGUAACAUUACUGGUUCAUACUGCCAAGAUGUUAAUUUCUGUACCUGCCAUGAGGGUCUUGAAUCACAGCACAGUGACAGUGGUGAACUCGUAAAUUGCUGGAAUAGGACGAUGGGGAAUAAUAGUGUAAAGGCCGACUAUCUAGUUAUCCCAGUUGAUGGGCCAUCUAACAUUUGGAUGUGGGCUGUUAUUGCUGCUGGUGUGGCAUUUGUUGUAUUUGUUGUAGCAGCAGUGGUUACUAUUUGUCGCUAUAUGAAGAAGGAUGACAUAAACCAGCAUCGCACCACCUUCAGACUUGAAAGAGAAGAGGUAUUUUCUGUGACAGAUACUGAAACAUUGACAGUUAAUAAAGUCUCAAAGUUCAAAACAAGGGCAACAAGAAGCAUUCCAAAAGUAACAAAGUGCAGUUUUCAAAGAUAUCACAAACCUCAUCACAUAGAGAACCUAUAGAGUCCCAAUUGGCGGGGUGCUCUCAUUGGGACUCUGUGGUUGUUAGCCCGGGGACUCCGAGAACGCGACCAAAGAAACCACCUAGGCACAAACAUGGAUGUCCCGUUGUUGCUUUGGAGCAAGACACCCCCACGAGCUCACAGAAUGGGGGAACUGACAUGACAAGCAUAUGACACCAUUGAUUUAUCUUUUAAAUAUAAUAUCUAAAUACUGGUGUUAUUCCCCAGACAUACAAUAACUCGUGGUGGUGUUGCCCGCAUAUAUGGACGUGACGGCGUAAAUUGGUCGAACUCUCUGAGAGAGCUUACUUCAUAGAGACGAAGCAUGCAUGUACUACGUUUAACUCUGAGCUUUUUCAUGUGGGUACCAUAAAACUGAAACUCUCAUAGUCGAGGUGUCAUUUUUUGAACAUUUGAAUUUGUAAAAACACAUGUUUUAUUGUGGAAUCACUAUUAUGAGGGUGUCAUGAAGUGAUUUAGCUGGGUUGGACAAAGGGCAACCUUUGGGAAAUAAUCAUAUAACGUUUUGUCCAACCCGCUAA
Messenger RNA from Owenia fusiformis, 1541 nucleotides. The record is from the annotation of a GenBank genome assembly. Lineage: Eukaryota; Metazoa; Annelida; Polychaeta; Sabellida; Oweniidae.